Molecule: messenger RNA, 669 nt
Organism: Olea europaea var. sylvestris
Lineage: Eukaryota; Viridiplantae; Streptophyta; Magnoliopsida; Lamiales; Oleaceae
Exons: 3
Coding region: 226-669 (147 amino acids)
Source: RefSeq, a predicted model, not a curated record
GGAGGAGUCAGGAGCCGAUGAAAGCGGAGAGGCCGAAGGUGAGGACUCGGAGGAGCACGACAGUGGGGAUAGUGACGGUGAUCGAGUUCGACGAAGUGGACAGACGGGGACUUUUUCCACCCCCACGUGCAUAGAGCUACUUCUCUCAUGCAGGCACCGUCCACCUCUCAUGUCUGACCAACUGCAACGGCUGGAUCAAGCCUCACAACAAACGAUGUUCAGGACAUGUUGCUGGAUCAAAGAAUUCUGUUCGAAAUGUGGCUCUGCACUGUAAAGCUCGAAAUCAUGCAGCACGUGUCCGAUGAAUUUAAAAAAUUGAAGGACUUCAUAUCCACCAUCGUCCCAGCAUCCGGCUCUACAACCACUGCAUGUGCAACUGAUGUGGACCCCGAGCCCAGACUAUCAGACUACGAAGGCUUUGCAGGCCACCACCCGUCGCCUGACGGUAUUGACGAAGACAUGGGGAUUGACAAGCAAGAGGGGGACGGUAUGUGCAUUAAUGAAGAACACAUGGAGCCAUGCCUGGACGAGCAGGAUAUGCCACUGCCCUCUGGAACCGAAAGUCUGCAAGGCAUAGCACACAUUCAGCCGUGCCCGGAGGAUCACCCCGUGCCAGAGCCCUCUACAAUCGAAGAAGUGCAACGUAUUGCAUUAUUUUUCACGAUUUGA